GCCACAUCACGUGGGCAGAGUACUCACUCAGGAAAUAACUCGAUCUGUAACUGCAUCUAAAAUAGGAAGAGGUAGCAGUGUUGCCAGCAGUGUGCAAGGAUUUCUCUUCUGUUUCGUCUACAUCUGUUCGUUCCUUCUAAUAUGAUGUCAACAUGAUUCAUUUGUAUCAAAAUGUCACAAUUAUUCACAUUAUUUCCAUUUUUUUUAUCAACUGUUUCAAAAUAAAUCUUAUUAUUAACUGUUUUAUUUUCUGAUAAAAAAAAAAACGUUAUUCACGUUGGCCUAUAUGUUAAUGCCAGCUGAUGAACUGAACCACUAGCGUUACAAGGAAGUGUUAACGUGCACGUCUGUCUGCUUCUACCCAUGUUGUGCUGUUCGCUAUUAGAAACGGAGAAUUAUCAAAAUAAUAUAAAUCUAAAGAACAGCGCGUGAGAGGUAACCUCCUGAGAGACGACAUAAAAACAAAGUUUACUCACCUGUGCAAUGGCGAGUGAACGCUCCCCAAAUGUUUAUGGGGGUCCUCCUCCCCUGUCAGAUCUUAGACUCCUGCUGCUUGGGAGAGUAGGAGCUGGGAAGAGUACAGUAGCCAAAACCAUCCUAGGCAGAGAGAACUUCCGGAGUGAAGGAGGCAUGUGUGUGAAGAAGCAGGGUGAGGUGGCUGGAAGGACCGUCACCGUGGUGGACACCCCGGGCUGGGACACUGUGAAAUACACGUCCACACAUAUCAAACAAGAAAUUAAGAAUAGUGUGACCCUAUGUCCUCCAGGACCCCAUGCUCUUCUUCUGGUGGUGCCCAUGGGCGACCCGCUCUCAUCCGCAGAAAGAAAGGCGAUUCGGUAUCACAUGGAGCUAUUGUCAGUUAGGGCAUGGAAGUUUACCAUGGUCUUGUUUGUCAGUGAGGCUGAGGAGAAAUGCACAUCCAUUGAACAGAAUCAGAUGAUCGACAGAGCAAAAAGUAUUCUAGUGAAAUGUGGGGACAGACACCAUCUCCUUGAGUGUGGGCAUUCUCCACAGAUUUCUGAGCUCCUGAAAAAGAUAGACGCCAUGGUAGCAGAAAACUGUGAAGAAUUCUUAAUCCCCCAAGUAUACUAUGAACUGAUGGAGACCAUGCCAAGGGAAGUGACCGAGCUGAGAAGGAUGUAUGAAGACCGAGAGGACAGACUGAAACAGAAAUACAAAACAGAGUUGAAGGAAAAGGAAGAAGAGCUGAAGAAGUAUAGAGAAGAAGAGAAGCCUAAAGAAAGGUUGAUGAAGAGGACAAGUAGCAGUCAACUACUUCCCCCCAGUAUAAGCACAGAGAAGCAGGACGGGUCGGUAAUGGCUGACCAUCAGAAGGUGGACCUACAGGCCGUCAAGCAAGGAUACAGGGAAGAGGCCUUGUCUGUGGUGGGCCACUACGUCAAACCACUAAUAGUGAUUAUGACUGCUGUAGUGGGGGCACUCAUGGGAGCAGUUGCAGGUGCAGAACAUGGAACACUUGGCGCAUGUACUGGGAUUCCUAUAGGCAUUAUUUUGGCUGUUCUUGUGAGUUAUGCUGUCCGUGGAGCCGCCACAGCAGCAAGGGAUAUUUCCAUCACAGUCAAAGCCGAGGAAAAUGAAAGCCAGAGGAGAGCAGAGCGAGCAGGCUUCUUCUUAGAUUCUCCAAAAUCUAAAAGAUUUGAUAAGGAUCAGUGACAUCCUUUUGAAUGUCAACACUUUUCUAUUGCUACAGUGUGUAGUGUAUGGACUGUGCUGUAUGGACUGUGCUGUAUGGACUCUCAUGGUUCACCUGACUUGACUGGCUGACCCCAGUGAAGAGACAGGACAGACUGCCCAGCAAACCGGGAACAUACCCAGGACAUAAGAAAGGGUUUUUAUAUAAAAGUAGGACGUUCUCCUAACAUUCACAAAAGGUGUAACAACCACCUUUUGUGGGGGUGAAUGUCUGCACCCUUUGCGACCUGAUGGAUUGUGUUGAUCUGAGUCCUACUAUACUAUUAUCUGGUGUAGUCAUGUUGCCCAGUAGCUGUAGAUAUAUAUUUACUCUGACAGCCGCAGAAGAGAAGGAUGAUAGCAGACUUGAGAACUUCGGAAGACAUGAAUCAUAUUCUUCUCAGCUAUUUAAAUGAUCACUGUUCAAGGAUUUCACAGAGACACAUUUAACAUACAACACAGUAGGCUUGAGCACGAAUGCAUAUAUUUCAGUGAAUUAAAUAAACAAAUGUGAGAUGCCAUAUACUCUGUUGCAAUAAAAAAAAGUGAUACAUUGUAAGGAUGAAUUCAAAACGGUUCUGUUUUCAUAUUGUGCUUCAUUUCAAAACUGUAUCACCACAGAAAUGUCUCUGUUGACCCACAGUUUUCUCAUACUUGAUCACUCAAAAGUCUGCACUGAGGCGCUCACUAAACCAACCUUUUACAGCGCACCUCACCCUGGUACCCAGCUAACUAGGGGAUUUUUGCACUGAACAUUCUAUUCUGUAUUUAAUUCAUCUUUAACAUGAUUUAUUGAGCUAUAAAUGUUUUCUUUUUUAUUUCUGAUAUAAAACACAAAUCCUAGUA
Molecule: messenger RNA, 2538 nt
Organism: Oncorhynchus kisutch (coho salmon)
Lineage: Eukaryota; Metazoa; Chordata; Actinopteri; Salmoniformes; Salmonidae
Product: GTPase IMAP family member 4
Exons: 5
Coding region: 484-1674 (396 amino acids)
Molecular function (GO): GTP binding
Source: RefSeq, a predicted model, not a curated record